Molecule: messenger RNA, 1410 nt
Organism: Penicillium digitatum Pd1
Lineage: Eukaryota; Fungi; Ascomycota; Eurotiomycetes; Eurotiales; Aspergillaceae
Source: RefSeq, a predicted model, not a curated record
AUGGACACCAACGCGCUUCUCGAUCUCGUCCACGUGGCGCAGGGCCAACUUUGGGUUGACAAGGUGAAUGAGGCCCACAUGACAGGCCGUCUUUGCCAGUGGGUGUCGACUUUCCAUCCAGAUAACCUUCCUUGUGUGCUUGACGGUACCUUUCAUCAUGGCGCGUUUAACGCCGGCAUGAAGAUGGUCUUCACUGACAGCACGGCCUGGAUGGUUCGUUUCCCUCGUUUUGGGAUGGUCUGUGAAGACUACACAGAUGAGAAGGUUGCUAUGGAGGUGUCGGCCCUAAAUCUCAUUCGCAACACGACUGCCCAUUCCCGUCCCAACAGCCCUUUUAUCAUGAUGGACUUCAUAAACGGUGUGAGCCUUAGCAGUCUUCUCCAGGACCCUAACGCCGAGCGACCUAGCAGAGUCAUGAGGGACGAUAUCAGCGAUAGUGAUAUUGAGGUUAUCUACAGAGAGUUGGCCAAUUUCCUGCUUCAGCUUUUUAAACUGGAUUUCGAUCGAAUCAGCAGCCUGCCAUUGCCACAGACCGAAGGUCACAGCCCUACGCUACCACGACCGUUAACAUUCAAGGUACAAACUAUCAUACAAGAUGGAGGAGUCAAUACUUUCGGUGACCGAGCCAAAGGAUUUGCUACAACAACCGAGUAUUUUCGAUACGUCGCCGGACAAGAUUGGAAGCAGCUCGUUCAUCAACCAAACUCAACUGUUGGUUUCUAUGAUGCUCAAAACAAAUAUAUCGCGUUCAAAGUUGUAGAGAGUCUUAUACCUGAAUUUAUCAACGCAAAGUAUGACCGUUGCAAGUUUAAACUAAUCUGUGACGACCUCGGCUUGGCAAAUCUGAUCGUCCGUGGCACGGAAGAUCUUACUAUUGUUGGAUUAGUGGACCUUGAGUGGUCAUACAUCGGACCCGCCCAACUGUUUGGCUCGGCACCGUGGUGGCUUCUCCAAGACAGGCCCGUCAACAGCACGUGGGAUUGCGAGGGCGAAGAGCUGCCCAAGAUUGGGUACCGGUACUUCAGAUACUUAGAGGGUUAUAUACGUAUCUUGGAGGAGGAAGAGACAAAGAUGCAAGGGCACGAAGAGAGAGAGCUCUCUAGUCUCGUCAAGUGGUCGCAAGCCUCCGGAGCUAUGUGGUUGCAUAUGCUUCUCUCAUCUGGUUUCAACGACGAACAUAGCUUUCCUUUUACGCAGUUGCGUACACAUCUGGGGCCAACUGAGUGGGCAAGGUGUGGGAUGGAAUUUGACAACCCAAAAGAACUUGAGGAAUUCGCGGCGCGGAAGGUGAAGGAGAUGGAUAUGUAUGAGGAAGCCUUGGAGGAGAUCGAAAAGAGCAAGGCGCUCGUCGACAGCGGGAAUAUGUCAAAGGAGGAAUUCAUUGCCAACCACAAGCAGCGUCGCUUAUGA